Messenger RNA from Diversispora eburnea, 448 nucleotides. The record is from the annotation of a GenBank genome assembly. NCBI's taxonomy places the organism in Eukaryota, Fungi, Glomeromycota, Glomeromycetes, Diversisporales, Diversisporaceae.
UUAUAGCAAUGAUAGUAUAGAUGAAACAAAUCAAGAUUUAAGUAAGUUUGCAGAAAAACAAACAGAAACUAGUGUUACUACUCAUAGAAAUUAUUUCAACUUUAUUCAGUUCACGAAGCCCAAAAUUACCAUUAAUAAAUCGAAUAUUUGGAUUGAAUCAUUUGAUUCAAAUAUCUCAAAUUUCCUUUCCAUAGAAUCAAAUGUAUAUUUUGGAACCUCAGCUGCUUCGCAUGCUAAAGUUGAAAAGUUAAUUGAAUUACUUAGAAACAAAAAAAAAGAAAUUGAUAAAGUAUUUGAAUCACAACCUGCAUAUUUUAUAGGACUUGAUUUCCAUGAAAGUUCCUCUGUGCCACAUAUUUCUUGUUGGACUACUGAACCACUUGAUAUAUUAAUUUUAGAAAAGCUUGAAGAAUUAUUUGAUAAUGAGUUUGAGGCUAUGAGUUUUGUG